Pogonomyrmex barbatus (red harvester ant) is the source of this 1308-nucleotide messenger RNA. It is a transcript of the gene Su(P), whose product is annotated as prostaglandin E synthase Su(P). Gene Ontology annotation, cellular component: mitochondrion. The record is from RefSeq and is a predicted model, not a curated record. NCBI's taxonomy places the organism in Eukaryota, Metazoa, Arthropoda, Insecta, Hymenoptera, Formicidae. Gene Ontology annotation, molecular function: prostaglandin-E synthase activity.
ACAAACACAGUUGACUGAUAGCAAGCUAUAUGUUAUAUGUGCUGCGCCAAACUGCCGCUGAUAACCUAAAGAAUGGCCGCGGUACGCAAAUUCGCCCGGUUUACGGAGAAGGCGAAGAUUCUGAGUAAAUGCUAUUAUGCCAGUCAGAAUGGCAUUGCGGGAUCCUUUUGCACGAUGGUACAACAACCACAAAAGAUUCGGAGUUUGAUGAAGUUCAGUCUGAUUGGCGUGGCUACCGGCACCGUCAUAGGCGCAGGUUAUGCCUACUACAAGAUCAGCGAAGACCGAAAGAACAUCGCCUUGGAAGGAACACAGAAGGAGACUGUACUGCUUAAACAUAAACCACCCGUCACACCAUCCCGGAAGGUCGUCUUCCCGGUGGACUCUACUGGUUUGAAGCUUACAUUGUAUCAAUAUCAAACUUGUCCUUUUUGCUGUAAAGUUAGAGUAUUCUUGGAUUAUUAUGGAAUAUCUUAUGAUGUUGUGGAGGUGGAUCCAGUACUUCGUAAAGAAAUCGGAUGGUCUUCAUAUAAAAAGGUUCCGAUUCUUUUGACCAAAGUGGAAGAGGGUUAUCAGCCCUUGAAUGACAGUACUAUGAUAAUUUCGCUCCUUGCAUCCUAUUUGCAUGAUACAUCUUACAAGAUUGAAGACUUGGCAAAUUAUUAUCCAAGCAUAGCCAUGCAUGACGAACAUGGCAAAUUUAAAUACGAGAUCAUAAAUAAGUAUUUCCUUAUGUUCAAUAAGCAGCUUCCAAAAAAUAGAUCGAUGAAUGAUAUUACUGAGGAACGCAAUUGGAGGAAAUGGGUAGAUGAGGUUUUCGUUCAUACUCUUUCGCCAAACGUCUACAGAACCUUCAAUGAAUCUUACAAAACUUUCAAUUGGUUUUCAGAUGUCGGCAAAUGGGAGGAGUACUUCCCAACAUGGGAGCGAUUGUUAAUAGUAAAUGUGGGUGCGACAGCAAUGUGGUUGAUAGGAAAAAGGCUCAAAAAGAGGCAUCGUCUAAAAGAUGAUGUGCGACAAUCAUUGUAUGAUGAAGCAAAUCAUUGGCUGCGCGCUAUUAAAGUGCGUGGCACUACAUUCAUGGGCGGCAACAAACCUAAUUUAUCCGAUCUUGCGAUGUACGGUGUUUUGAAAAGUAUCGAAGGCUGUGAUGCUUUUCAAGAUUUGCUGACCCAUACGAAAAUCAGUGUUUGGUACGACGCUAUAAAAGAGCAAGUUGAUACACAUUCUGGUAGCGCGAAUUUAAGUAGAUAAUAUAUUGGCCAUGUGUAUAGAGAUAUUUAUUUACAUAAUAAAUACUUAUGCCUA